Cladocopium goreaui is the source of this 2748-nucleotide messenger RNA. Lineage: Eukaryota; Dinophyceae; Suessiales; Symbiodiniaceae. The record is from the annotation of a GenBank genome assembly.
AUGGCCGAGCCUGCGCAGAAGAAGGCCCGCACCAGCCGCACUUUCCUCUUCUCUUCCGAGUCUGUCAACGAGGGCCAUCCUGACAAGAUCUGCGACCAGGUGUCCGAUGCAGUGCUGGAUGCAUGCCUCAAGGUGGACCCCAAGAGCAAGGUGGCUUGCGAGACUGCAACCAAGGACAACAUGGUCAUGGUGGCAGGUGAGAUCACCACUGAGGCCAAGUUGGACUAUGACAAGGUUGUGCGAGGAGUCGUGGCACAGAUCGGUUUUGACAGCUUUGUGGAUGACCUGUCCAGCGUGGACAGCAAGGGAUUGAGCCACAAGAGCUGCGAAGUGCUGGUGCGCAUCAACAAGCAGAGCCCUGACAUUGCCGGCGGCGUCCAUGUGAACAAGGAGGACUUGGACGUGGGUGCCGGUGACCAGGGCAUCAUGUUUGGAUAUGCCAGCGAUGAGACAUCUGACUGCAUGCCUUUGACCCACUCCAUGGCCACGCGUUUGGGCAAGACCCUGACUGAUGUUCGCAAGAGCGGUGAGUGCUGGUGGUUGCGCCCAGAUGGCAAGACCCAGGUGACCAUUGAGUACCUGCAGCACCCUGAUGGCUCCGUUGAGCCAAAGAAGAUCCACACCGUGGUGAUUUCCACUCAGCACGCUGAGCCUCUGAAGGCCGUGCGCAGCAAGGAGUGCGAGGGCUACAAGGGAGCUGAGAUGACUGCCCCAAGCAUGGAGCAGAUGAACAAGGAGAUUGAGGAGAAGGUGAUCAAGCGCACUCUUGAGCAGAUCAAGCUGAAGAAUGGCCAGCCUGCCAUCAGCCUGUUGAUCAGAAGUGACUCGGCGCGCUGCGCAACUUCCAGAGGUACGCGUGCAAAAAUGCACGGAGUUGGCGAUGAGAUCGGAGCUUACCAGGUUUGGAUUCAGCUUGCGGGGCGCAAGCAUGGAUGCUCGUGCAAGCCAGCAAGUCUUCUGGACGAGGCGCUGAUUUGCAAGGCCCGGGAACACCACGAGGAGGUUCUGCAAAAUCGUUCCCUUGGUGCCCAGCUCACGCCAUUGGUUGGCAUUGCCCUUGGUGCCCAGCCGUGCUGCCUGUCCUUGAACGUCAUGCACUCACUGACGCAGUCAAGCAGCAUUGCAAGGAUAAGCAUCCUCGCCGAAGUCCGCAUGUUCCCAAAUGAAGUCUUGGCCUUCAAACGGCAUGCUUGGAACUUAGGGUAUGUCACCUUGCACAUCGCUGGGCCCACAUUGCCAGUGCACCGACGCCAAGCUGUGGCCUGCUGGGUGACUGGAACUUUGGUCAUCAAUGUUUAUGUUGCCCACCAUGAAGAUCGUACAUCCUUCUAUGAAGAACUGCAUGCGAGUUUUCGCAGUAUUGCUUCUCAAGCACAGUUUGUAGCCAUAGGUGGAACUCUGUUGAAACUCAAAGAUGGGUUGCCUCUUGGUGGCCCAGAGAGGCUUUUGGUGGACGAAAACGGAGAUCCCUGGGCAAUGGCUGCCAUGACGGCUCUUUUGUUAGCCCCGUUGCAUGCGAUCCGGAGUGAAUGCCCUAACACUCGGAAUUACUCUUUUGUCGAUGACCGCACGGUCACUGCGCCCACUUUGCCUGAGUGUCUGCGAGCGGCUGCCUUUGGCUGGUUUGCAAAAAGACCAGCUGUUGAUGACCUGAAACCUUUUGAACGUGCAGUUAAGCGCUGUACGUGGAAACAUGAAAGUGCUGAUCCGAACUUGGCUCGUAUCCUGCGUGGGCAUUCUGUUGAUCUGCAAUUCCGUAUUGCCUCAGAUCAAAUUGCGCACUUGUGGCGCUCUUGCCAUUCCAGUGCCUUGGUUCCUCAGUGGAAUAGCCCAGUGACGUCCAUGGGCAACUUGAUCAAAGAAUAUGCAGGUUGGCUCAACUGGAAGCCAACUGCAGUAAUAGGUGUCUUUGACAACAUGUUUCUUUAUGAAAAGAUAAGUUUUGUGAAUCCACGGCCCCAACGUGCGAUUGCGCAACUGGAUCAGUUGAAACACUGCUUGAGAGAAUCAUGGCGUCACAUGCUUUUCAGUAAAUGGCAGCGCACCAAUAGGGUGGAUGCCAAGUUUUGCAGGGUGGCUGCCCGCGGGAUCCUCUGCUUGCCCGAUUGGGCUGGCCCUGUGUACAAGAUGAACGUGGAGGUGUCAAUACCUUGCUUUAUCUUGCUGACAGAAGAGCCGCUGCUAUUCAAUGGAGACUGGUUCACGACCAAUCUCCCGAUGCUUGAGCAAGAAUGUUGGAGUGUGCCCCGUGGCUUUGCUUCUGUGGGCUGCUUCAUAAACUACUACACACGUGGUGGUGCGUUCUCCGGCAAGGACCCUACCAAGGUGGACCGAUCCGCAGCCUACAUUUGCCGACAGAUGGCAAAGUCUGUGGUGAGCAGCGGCUUGAGUGCACGAUGCCUUGUGCAGCUCUCUUAUGCCAUUGGUGUUGCCAAGCCAUUGUCUCUCUUCGUGGAGACCUAUGGAAGUGAGAAGACCGGCCUCACCGUGAACGACAUCACCAGCAUCUUGAAGAUUGAGUUCGACUGCCGUCCUGGUGCCAUUGCGCAGUCCUUGGCAUUGCGCGAGCCAAAGUACCAGGAGACCGCAGCAUACUGCCACUUCGGCCGUCAGCCAGUCACCAAGAACGGCAUCAAGUACUUCGAGUGGGAGAACGCAAAGGACCUGGCCAAGUACAAGUCCAUGGACACCACCCAGGUUGAAGCUGCCUUGAAGGCCAGCACCUACCUCGCUAAGUGGGUUGACUGA